CCAGGGCAUGUUCAGCGGGAAGUACGAGUGGUCCGGAGACCGCGAGGCCGGGGACUGCUCCAUCAGGAUCUUCGACGCCAGCGAGGUGGACGACGGCGACUGGGAGUGCCAGGUGACCGCCUCCUCCUUCACGGCCCACGACGCCCUCACCUCCAGGAUAGCCGAGCUCGUCGUCAGAGUGGCCCCCAACCGCCCCCAGAUGGAGGUGGAGACGCUGCAGGUGGCGUCAGGCCAGAACUUCACCGUGCAGGAGGAGCGCACCGGCAAGAUCAAGUGCAUCUCCCGCUUCGGCAAUCCUCCGGCGGAGAUUAAGUGGUUCAUCGGCGAGGAGGAGCUGCCCGCCGAGGAGUACGAGCAGACCAACGUGACGGAGGCGGAGCGCAGCAAGACGUGGAUGGCGGUGUCGGCGCUGGAGCACACGUACCACAAGGAGGACCACGGCCUCCCGCUCCGAUGCGUCGCCGUCCACCAGGCCUACCGCACCAAGUCCGAGUCCGUCGAGGUCAUUCUCGACGUCCAGUACGCUCCCACCGUGACCCUGGAGGGCGCCCCGUCCGGAGACAUCGAAGAGGGCGUGGACGAUGUGACGCUGCGUUGCCUGGUGGACGCCAACCCGGCUGCCAAGGUGGUGUGGCGUGUGCUGGGCGAGACGGACGUGUUCAGCUUCCUCCCGGAGGUAAAGUUCAGCCCCGCGUCCCGCAGACACUCCGCCACAUACACCUGCGAAGGAAGGAACUCCGUCGGCGCCUCCGACCCCAUCUCCGUCAAGAUCGAUGUCAAGUAUGGUCCUCGAGUGUUGCAGGUGGGCCCGGCUCCUGUCAUGACGGUGGCGCUGCACAACCACACCCUCCUCGAUUGCCUGGCGGAGGGGAACCCGCCCCCCAAGUACAUGUGGAGACAGACGGUGCCUGACACGCAGGAGGUGCUCAUGCGCGGCACCAACUCGACUCUGCUGCUGGAGGACGUGACGUACGAGCACCAGGGCCAGUACGAGUGCGUCGUCUCCAACACCAUCAAAGGCGAGGAGAUCGAGGAGAUAAGCAUGCCCAUCACGCUGGAAGUCGUUGGUGCUCCCCAGGUCCUGAGGUAUACGGUGGAGCGCAACGUGCAGGUCGAGAAAGGGGAAGACGCCCUCAUCCAGGUGAUGUUCUGCUCCGACCCGCGGCCGCUGCGCACCACCUGGGAGUGGGGCUCCCUGCAGCUGGAGGCAGGCAACGACAAAGGACGCUACGUCGCCGAGAACCUGGCACAGCAGGACACGCGCGAGGACUGCUACGCGGCGAGGCUGAGGGUGCAGCACGCGGACGUGGCCGACGCCCGCGACUACAUCCUGAACGUGGAGAACGACAAGGGCAAGGACCGCUACGCCGUGGGUCUCAGAGUGAACGGACAUGUAGACAAGCCCCCACUACAGCGUGUCCCUCCUUCAGCAGAACCCGUGUCCAUGUCCACCGUGAUCGGCAUCGUCAUCGCUUGCCUCGUCGUGCUCGUGAUCGUCACCCUCUUCGUCCUCUACGCCUUCAAGACCGAGAAGUGGUGUUUCUCCCGGGUUUCGUCUCCAUGGCGGAGGUGGCGAAAAUCUCGGAAAAUAAGUUCUUCAGAGCGAGGAGAUUUCAAGCCCACAGACCUGGAAAGUGAUAAGAGCGACAUUGAGAGCCAGAAGGGAAAUAAUGGUAGGCAUCAGUAUAGUGCAACGGGAUCAGGUGCUGGUAGGAGUGGAGGCAAGACCAUGGUUGCAGGAUCCCUUGCCUCCAUCCCUCCCGACGCCCUUUACACAACCACGUCCAAGCAUACCAGUGUGUCCACUCUGUCCUCUAAACCUGACCAUGAGUAUGAGAACUUGAAGAUAAUGCCAACACCAAUGGGAACACAAAACUUGUGCCAGGAAACGAGAAGCAGCAGCAGUUGCAGCAGCCGCAGCAGCAAUCCGGAGAGAAGAGAUGAGCUUAACACAGCCCUCGGAGAGCCCGGAGAGAGCAGGGAGGAGGAGGAGGAGGAGGAGCAAGAGUCGGCCAGUGAGCAAGGGGAGAGCAGCAACAGCAAUCUAAAAAAGGGCGAAUUGCACACAUUCAAGAGGCAUAACGACCAGCAGAGUGAUGCUAAAGACUUACCUAGAAAUUUCAAGAGCUCUCCAUACGUGCCAGUAUAUAAGCCUAAUCCCGACCGAAUCAGUUCACCUUAUGCCGAUAGAAUGAAAUCGACAGCAACGGCCAGUGUACGGAGACCAAGCACGGGCGUUGUGUAUGCAGAACUUCAGCUUCCACGAGCAUCAAACAACGGUUCCAUGAGACGUGGAGACCAGAGAACUCCGCUCCAGAAGACACAAUAUGCAGAGAUUACGUUUCAAGGCCGACCGCUUCAGACCGCUGAGAUAUGAUAAUACCCCAUGAGGAUUUUAUUAAUAGUUUGGGCAGGGUGUCGUGGGUUGUUUCCUUCCUAGCUGUGCUUUUUUUUUUCUUUCUUUUUUUGUAUUUUGGUCAAGUAAUGAUCUUUGUAAAGGUGUUUUGUGAAUGCAGUUUACGUAUUUUUGGCUACGGAAAAAAAAUAUUGAAGCCUUGAAAUUCCAUGAAGCACCUAUUUUACUGCACUUUGAUUUUAAAUUCCGGCCAGUUGAAUGGAAGCCAGUUAAAGGAAAACAAGGUUAUUACAACAAUUUUGAUGAAAAAUUUUGACGCAUUAGAAAUUCUUAUAGAGUUCAUAGAUUAACAAAGAUUACUCUUGUAUUCCAAUUUAAAUUGCAAUCUGUGUAGAACGAAUAUAAAUGAUAUGAUAGUUUAAACAUGAAGCCAAACUUUUAAAAUCUAUAAAUGAUCUAUUCCAAUGGAGAAGGGCUUCACUUAGAAUUAAGAAAUGGUGGUGUAAGAGCUAUUUGUAUGAAUUGUUUAUAUAGAUAAUUUGAAUAUGACAGCAUUUUUUAGGGGCAAUUUUAGAUCUAGAUUUCUGACUUCAUAAUUAUAGUAUGCUGUAUGUAAAACUAUUUCGUAAGGAGUAAGUGAUAACUGUCUAGUUUUGAACUGCAUCCAGAAUAACCUGCAAAAAUGUGUAAGUGUGUGUUGCUUUUUAUGUAUUUCAGCCAAAGUUCUGAAGCUUUUUCCAAGUCUGCACACAUUUCCUUUGGUUUCAUUUUAUUGAUUUACUCCAUCACUGUGUCCUAUGCAAUGAGAUGGUCCAUUUUUUGCGUAUGUGAAAAGUGCAGUCUUUGUAUGUGACAAGCAAUGCAUUUCAUCCAAGGUAUAAACCACUGCAAUAUUGUAGACUAGCUACAGUUUGCUUGUCUUUGGGCUGUUCUUACUUUCCAGAUGAAUGCUGCUGCUUUUGUCCUUUUUGUCCAGACUAAUUUCUCCUUUCCAAAGAUCUUCAUUUAAUGUUAGGGUGAAUGUACAUAUAACGUAUACAGAUCACUUAUUCAACCAAUGCUUCAUGAUGUUCCUUUGCAGGCUUCCUGCAUGGUACGUGAUAUGUGGAACUUCACUUUUUUAUUUACAAUAAACAGGCAUAAGAAUGUGUUAAUACCAUUUAUCAAGGUACAGUGGCUUCAAAAAAUUCACUAUGGUAAAUAAGUAAAAGAGAAAUAUGCAUGUAACAUUCUCUAUAAUCACAACAUUCACACCAUGGUGAUGGUAUUAAUGCUCUGGCUUCAGAUUUAUGUGCAUGCAGAAGGUUCAUUUGUCCUUGGUUCAGGGUUUAUCCAUAUCCUCAAUUUUAGUACACUAGCGUAACAAGUAUGACCGCAUUCCGAUUACUUUUUAGUUCAUAGUGAUUUGAUUACUUAAUGUAUGAAAUGAUGCAAUAACGAAAUUUGUUAAAAGCUGGAAGUAUUAGCAACAUAAAUGAUGCUCAACUGAAUUUACUUGACAUUCCCAUACCCAUCUCAAUCCAAGUGUUCCACAAUAUAAGCAUUUACAUAUAUAAUAUAGGUAUUGCUGAUAAUAUUAAAAAUAAAUAAUAUUUAUUGACAGGGCAUGUUCAAAUUAAAUUCACUUUGCAUUGUGCCUAGGGUGAGGAAAUCUACAAAAUUAUGUCUAGAACUUGGCUUCCUUUCAUGAUAGUUACUUGGGUUCCACAAGAAAGCAAAAGUGCCUUCUGGUCAUCUAGCUAGCACUUCACACACUUGUUACCAACAUUAUGUCAGACUCCAGUUGUCCUGUCGGAUAGGCUCACCUUAAUGAAGGAGAAAUACUUUUCAAAAGACAAGUUAUGUACAUUGAACCCAAGUGCCUAUUGUUGCUGAGGUUGUCUUUGGUUAUGUUAGUCAUUUUAUAAUUAGCUAAGUCAUAUGCCUCAUUUAUCUUAACAGUGUCCUGUGAAUUACAAUUAAGCUUAAUUUGGUCAAAUUUUGAUUUGUAAACCAAGAGGGUAUCUUUUAUAUAACUUUGUAUAUAUAUUUGUAUAUGCUGAAGUAAAUGGGUGCAACAAUUUA
Penaeus chinensis is the source of this 4420-nucleotide messenger RNA. Its product is annotated as irregular chiasm C-roughest protein-like. The coding region runs from base 8 to 2377 and encodes 789 amino acids. Gene Ontology annotation, biological process: cell-cell adhesion. The record is from RefSeq and is a predicted model, not a curated record. Gene Ontology annotation, cellular component: cell-cell junction. Gene Ontology annotation, molecular function: cell adhesion molecule binding. The transcript is spliced from 13 exons. Lineage: Eukaryota; Metazoa; Arthropoda; Malacostraca; Decapoda; Penaeidae.